Trypanosoma rangeli is the source of this 3864-nucleotide messenger RNA. RefSeq lists its product as uncharacterized. The record is from RefSeq and is a predicted model, not a curated record. The coding region runs from base 1 to 3864 and encodes 1287 amino acids. The transcript has a single exon. NCBI's taxonomy places the organism in Eukaryota, Euglenozoa, Kinetoplastea, Trypanosomatida, Trypanosomatidae.
AUGAAGCCGCAGGAUCAUCCACGACCGGGGGGGCUGGGUGCGCCGCAGGCAGUCCUGGGGAAAUCAGCGGCGGGGGCGGCGGCACCGAUGCCGUCGGCGCAGCAGUCAGUAGGGAGCCCGCCAAGACAUUUGCGGGGCGCUUUGGGAUUGGGAACUCCCGUCUCGCAGUUCAGCGUGCAUCCUUCUACUGAUGCAGCAAGCACAGGCAGCACAGCGGAAUCCCUCCAUCCCAGGGGGAAAUUGGUCAUGGUGCCCCCGCACCUCAUGGGAAGGAAGGUGAUCUUACCGCAUCCGGCUGCCUUCGCCGAUCCCCAUGCGCCUUUGGCGCAACACGCCAAAAAACAUGUGGUUUCAUUCGUGAAUGUGAAGCAGGACGCGCCUGGCCAACCUCGUCCGGGGCGAAGCGGCCCGCUGGAGCACGCACCGGGUAUCCACGAUGGCGUGUCUCCGCGUUUAGUCGCUGCAUCGCCAGCGGGUCCAGUUCAGCUCGCGCACGCAUCCUCUGUAAAGGCGCAACGCCCAGCUUACGUUGCGGGAUACGGCGCGAUUCCGCCGCCAUCCUCUAUUGAUGAUGGUAUGAAACAUAAAUCGAGUGGUGGUCUUUGGAAAGGAAUAACUUCACUCUUCAAGCUUAACACUGGCAAAGAGGAGCAGCGAAUUGAACGUGCACCGCCAAGGACAAGCUACGCCAAAGCUGGAGCUGCCCCAAUAGAGCGGAGGCCGGGUGCAGGAGCGGCUGAGGGAGGCAGAACGGCGGCUGCUGCUCCGACUCAAAAUUCAGGUCAAAACACGGGUAGCCGAGCAGCUGGGGAUCGGGCUUUCCCGCAGGAAACACCUCCGCAACAACAACAACACAACUGCCAGCAGCUGCAGUCGAAGCCACAUUCCUCAUCGUUGACGUCUGUCGGUGAUGACGGGCAAGCCACGGCCCCGCAAUCCGGCGAUAGACCUGGAUUGUCAGCCCUUCCCGCACUUCCAGUAGGAACAAGGUCAAGAACACCUCUGCUGGAGGCAACAACGCAUCGAGUGACGCCGGUGGAUCCUGCAAUCACUCCUCUUGUAGUGCCACCCACCGUGUACCUGCGCAAUGAAGCUGGGGAAGCCGGGAUUGCACCAUCGUCGUCGGUACAAGCCACAACGGAUGGUGAAAGGGGCCAGCGUCAGUCACAGCAGGCACGACGUGUAGCCUUGUUUCCAUCCUUUGCUAUUGUCGACAGCGACGAGGAUUCGUUGGCAUUGGCAGACUCGGGGCAGUCCCAAAUAGAGCCGAAAGCGACGACACAGGCCGAUGUCGUUGGGCAAGUCGAGGCGGAGGCUUCGCAGGAGCAGGGGCAUGGCUUCCUCUCUUCCGUCAGCGUGCUCUCCCCGCCCAGCCGGUUGCUGACCGAGCAAGACAAGAAUGAGAGCACCGGCGCGCAGACGGCGAGUACACGGCUCCACGCCUCCUCAGGGUCACUGACGACGCCAGAGGUCAAACAGUUUCAGAUGGUCAAAAAAAAGUCUCUGGACGCGUUGGCAAUGGAGGCGCGGACUCCAGUGCGCCAGCCGUCAAUUCAGGGGAGGGAAGCGGUGGAUAUACACCCUUCUAUCGUCACGCCUCAGGGGAAGGGAGAAACCGAUGCGAACCCGCCAAAGGAAACACUGCAGCAGUCUGCCAUGGCGGUUUCCAGUGGGACGCAGUCACUGCAAUCAACUAAAAUAGGUGGAGAUGUCCAGAACGACAAGACACUGCACACUGAGCGUUACCAUCAGCCAUGUAGCUCCUCCAGUUUGGGCCACCAUGCAGCCGCACGCAGGCGAGAGGCUCAGCGGAAGGAAGAUGGAGCAGACGAUGGUAGUGAUGGUCUCCACAAGCGUGGUUGCAAGAUGCCGCCUCCCGCAGAAGAGCCAUCGUCUCCAGUUGUGUCUCGCAAACUCUCUAGAAACACUGACAAGGCGGGGGAUACGAAUAGCGAUGAUAGCAAUGAGGAUGCCGCCAAUAGAGCCCAUGACAAUAGGCGGUGGCACCGAAGCGACAGGCGGGGCACUGAGAAGGAUGCCUGUCGAGAGGGAAGGAAACUGCUUUCGCCUCCCUCUUUCCUGUCAGUGCACUCCCCUAUUUUUCACACCCGAGACGUUUAUAAGCUGUACCAAGAACUUCAACGACAGCAGCACAAACUACAGCGUGAUCGCUUCUCGCGCUGGCGGGCCCACAACGUCGUGUCGCCAGAUAGGUAUUCACGAGAGUCAAGACACAUAGGUGGGCAUUCGCUGCCGCAGCCGAAGGACUCGCGCCAGCCUUGGCGUAGCUCCUCGUUCCACUUAGGCUCACUGCCCCCACCUUCUCCACUUCUCCGUCCACUGGGCUACAUAGGCUUCGGAGGCGGUUAUAGCCGGUCUGUGGAUGGAAAGGCGUUGCAUUGCAAAAACGGCUAUAAGGCUUCCCAUGCUCCGAGCGGACAGUGCUCCCCGUAUCAAUCUCUGCAGCCGUCAAGGCUGGUUUUGGCGCAACGCGCCGAAACACCUUCCACUCAACGCCGGCGGUGGCUUCAUCCGAAUGAGCCUCGCGAGUACUCGCCAAGUCACCCAUACGAGUUGGUGUCGUUCUUUCCACCGUGCAUGUUUAACGAGUCCCGCAGAAGCUCAGCCUCCGCCAACGCAAGGGUCUGUGGCCACCGCACUACGAAAGAUGGACCUGUCAGCUACGGCGGAGAUAGCACCCCUGCGCGGGUGUACCCGGAUUUAGAUGGGCACGGAGAGAAGGCGGCCAAGGCAUGCGGUGGAGCACAGGCGCAGGCUUCCCCAGAUAAAAACGAUGGAAAGACCCCAGAGAGCCCGCUUCCGCGGCACCCAAAACAGCAGCCACAGAGGGGGUGUAGAAGGCACCCUGUCUCUGUUACACCGCCGCGACCAGUAUCGACGCGACGCCAACGAGACCGUCCGCGUGGAAUGUUAAAUGGUGGCACCGCAUCUCCACCCUCGCGCCGACCUCAAACUCGCUCUGUAGUGAAGGAUCUCACUGUGCGGCGUCUGCACCGCUGCUGUAGUGAGGGGGGCAUUGCUGGUGGCGAUCAGUUCCGUACCACUGGCUGGAGUGCAAACAUGGCAAACACGGGACAGUGGCUAGAUGAAGUGGUGGAGGCGAGUUUGGGUAAAGGGCGUGGGGAUAGUGCGGCGGCACUCACCUCUGCCGGCCGCCUCCCAGUCCCUGUUGUUGAUCUUCGCAGGGACUUCAAACCGUGCCUGGAUCCUCCGCUGAAUACGAAGGAGGCGUUUGGUGGACCCUAUCACCGCGUUCACUGUGGUGUGAACUACAGUGCGUCCAUCAAACGCAGCAGCGCCCACAAGAAGGGCAACGGGGUCUGCCCACAAGGGGCGGUGUCUCCACACUGCGGUAACCAUACGGUAUCCACCUCGCUUCGACGUAGCCCAGGCGACGCUGCGGUGACGGCGAGCUGUUCUCCGCAACGCCACUUUGUGGAUGUUCCGCCGUUUCCACCGUUAAAGAUGUACUCCUCCUUCCAGGUCAAGGAGCCGGAUCGGCCCUCGGCGUGGGCUGUGGGGCCGGAGCGGAGUAAUUUGCUGGCAGACUCCCCUACGGCGCGCCGCCGCAUGGUCAAGCGCACGCACAGUGGGGACAAGUAUGUAACCCCUGCGACCAGUGAUGGAGGGCAUCCUGCGGCAGAGGACGCCACCGCUGAAACGCGUGGAGAGUGCGUGGUUCUUGUAGAGGAGGUGCGCUUAGAUGAACAGCGUCGCCCGUAUGUAGUUAUACGUGAGGUGCCGUGCGGCGCUGCCGCGGUGGAGGCGCAGAAAACGUCCGUCAACAGGCUCUCCACGCCGCGGUCUGUGUACUUGCGCCGUGACAACGGGGCCCCAAGCUGA